GACGAAUAGCGGCCAUAUUGUCGCUGGCUACACGCUGCUACUAUCUUCGUCCAUGAUCACACAUGAGCUCCUAGAUCGAAUAUACUGUAUGGGUUUACGAGUGGAAGUGAACUCAUUCUAUUUGUAUGGAUUGUGUAAAGAAAACAUGGACCAUUCUGAUAGUACGUUAGUGACGGUGACGGUGACUGAUCACUGACAGAUCACUCUCAGUAUUGCUGUUGACGCGAGCCAAAAAACAGCUAACGUUAACUACAUAUUUAAGAGUUACAUAUUUAACUUGGCUUACUUUAGCAUAUUUACCAAGUUAGCCUUGCAGAAUACAACAUGUUUGGAUGUCUCGUCGCGGGCAGACUGGUCCAAACAGAUGCCCAACAAGUGGCCAACGACAAGUUUAUUUUCAACCUGCCUGACUACGAAAGCGUCAACCACGUUGUGAUCUUCAUGCUGGGCACAGUGCCGUUCCCCACAGGCAUGGGUGGAGCUGUGUACUUCUCUUUUCCCGACCCAAAUUUGGGCCAAGUGUGGCAGCUUCUAGGCUUUAUAACAAACGAGAAGCCCAGCGCUAUAUUCAAAAUAUCUGGUCUAAAGGCUGGUGAAGGGGGAGUGCAUCCCUUUGGGAUGAUGCCAGUGUCUCAAGCCCCUUCAGUAGCACAGGUUGGGGUGUCGGUAGAGGCUGUGGAUCAGCUAGCCCAACAAACUCCAGCAGCUGCAGCAGCGGUUUCAACACUAGACACUUUCACCCAGUUCACCCAGAAGAUGCUUGAGAGCUUGUAUAAUUUCACCUCAUCCUUUGCUGUGUCCCAGGCUCAGAUGACACCAAAUCCAUCAGAGAUGUUUAUUCCUGCAAGUUCUAUUCUUAAAUGGUAUGAGAAUUUUCAGAGACGAAUGCAGCAGAACCCCUACUUCUGGAAGACAUGAAAUAUUUGUGAACAUUGAAUGAUGCCACAUAAAAUAUUACUGUGAUGGAGAAGAGAGCAGCUUUAGUAACCAUUACAGUGUACACCAUGACUCUUCAUGAGCCAAGAGACGGGACAUUUCUGUAUUGACAUGAAUGAUAUUGCAAGUCACACCUUUUUCUAUUGAUGAUUUCAUUAAACAUAAGCACUCUACGUGACUGCUCAUUGAAUAGAAAAGGGGUUGUCUUCCAAAGGUCUGGUUGAUGUUUGCCAUCACGUUUCAAACACGGAGUUAAGCUCAACGCCUACUGGUGGCAUCUGAUGCACGGCAAGUUAAGAGUUUAGAACAUGGUUUUAAUUCUUGAGCUUGGCUCCCAUGGCUUGGCUUUCAAUUAAAUUGACACAUUUUUACUGUCUUCAACAAUUUGUGCAUGACUUUUUACUUUUCUUUCCUUAGUAACCGUUUUCACCAGUAGACAAAUCAAACUAACGUUACCCAGCCUUUCUAGCAAGUAGUUAACGAAUAAAGAUGAAGACUUAACUGUACAGUGUGUAGUUUUUAGUGGCAUCAAGUGAUGAGUUGCAACCAGCUGAAUACCUAUACCCUUCACAAGUGGGUGCGAGUACCUAUGGUGGCU
Clupea harengus (Atlantic herring) is the source of this 1534-nucleotide messenger RNA. It is a transcript of the gene hikeshi, whose product is annotated as heat shock protein nuclear import factor hikeshi. Gene Ontology annotation, biological process: protein import into nucleus. Lineage: Eukaryota; Metazoa; Chordata; Actinopteri; Clupeiformes; Clupeidae. The record is from RefSeq and is a predicted model, not a curated record. Gene Ontology annotation, cellular component: cytosol; nucleus. Gene Ontology annotation, molecular function: Hsp70 protein binding; nuclear import signal receptor activity.